This is a messenger RNA of Zootermopsis nevadensis, 2025 nucleotides long. The record is from RefSeq and is a predicted model, not a curated record. NCBI's taxonomy places the organism in Eukaryota, Metazoa, Arthropoda, Insecta, Blattodea, Termopsidae.
CCAUGGAUCAAAAAGUUAGACUUAUGAUUCCACAUAAAAUGUAAUUCCUUAUAAAAUGUUUAAUAAUUGAUAAUUUUAUGUUAAGGUUAUGAUACAUAAUUGAAACCUUUUGUACCUCCAGUGUGAGGAGACCAAACAUCUUUGUGGGAAGAGUGAAAGGAUCUUCAAUGUACCAGAAGUGGUAUUUUGAAGUAACAGUGGACCAUGUUGAACAGACAACCCAUAUGAUGCCACGCCUUAGGAUUGGCUGGGCAAACACUGCUGGGUAUAUACCCUACCCAGGUGGCGGUGAGAAAUGGGGUGGCAAUGGUACUGGUGAUGACUUGUAUUCCUAUGGAUUUGAUGGAGGAAGCCUUUGGAUGGGUGGCCGAAAUACUGUUGUGAUACCAGAAGCAACAGAACCUUACAUCAGGAAAGGUGAUGAUGUGAUUGGCUGUGCACUGGAUUUGACAGUUCCAGUCAUAACAUUCACAUUCAAUGGACGCGUUGUGAAAGGGUCAUUCGGGAAUUUUAACUUGGAUGAUGGCAUGUUCUUUCCAGUAAUUAGCUGCUCUAUCCAAACUUAGCUGCCGAUUUCUUCUCGGUGGUGACCACGGCCGCUCGAAGUACUUUCCUCCUGAGGAAUUCUCGCCACUGGUUGAAAGUUUACUGCCCCAGCAAGUGUUGUCAAUUGAUCCAUGCUUUUACUUUGGAAACCUUAAUAAGGUUGUUCUUUCUGGACCUUGGCCUGUGGAAGAUGAUACUGCCUUUGUACCAACACCCGUUGACACUACAGCUGUAACACUUCCAACUUACGUGGAGAGUAUAAGAGACCGUCUAGCAGAAAACAUUCAUGAAAUGUGGGCUACGAACAACAUUGAAGCUGGCUGGCAAUAUGGCGAAAGACGAGAUGGCGUGAGAAAGAUCCAUCCGUGUCUCAUUCAGUUUGAGAGGUUGCCACCAGCUGAGAAACGUUAUGACUCCCAACUUGCUGUACAGACACUGAAAACUGUAAUGGCUUUGGGCUACUACUUAACGAUGGAUAAGCCUCCAUCUCGCAUCAAGUCUGUUCGUCUUCCAAAUGAACCAUUUCUACAGUCAAAUGGCUACAAGCCAGCUCCAUUGGAUCUUAGUGCUAUAGCUCUCACUCCUAAGAUGGAGGAAUUGGUGGAUCAACUGGCAGAAAAUACCCGUAAUCUGUGGGCAAAGGAACGAAUUCUGCAGGGGUGGACGUAUGGCUUGAAUGAGGAUUCUGAUAUGAAGAGGAGUCCACAUUUGGUUCCUUACAGUAAAGUGGAUGAUGCUAUCAAGAAAGCAAAUCGGGACACAGCAAGUGAGACUGUUCGAACAUUGCUGGCCUACGGAUACAACCUUGAUCCUCCAACUGGAGAGCAACUUGAAGCCUUACUUGCUGAAGCAGCAAAAAGUAAGCAUAUGGCAUUCAGAACAUACAGAGUACAGAAGAAUUAUGCAGUCAGUACAGGAAAAUGGUACUUUGAAUUUGAGAUUAUGACUGCAGGCCCAAUGCGCGUUGGUUGGGCACAUGCUGAUUGCAGCCCUGGAUGUCAGCUUGGCAGUGAUGAAUACACUUGGGCAUUUGAUGGCUAUAAUGCCAUCAAGAUACACUUUGGUGCUAGUGAUCCAUUUGGCAGGCAAUAUCAAGUAGGAGAUGUAGUGGGCUGUUUCCUAGACUUGUUCGAUAGAACUAUCAGUAAGUAAAUAAAUGUCUUGUGUUAGGGACCCGAUGUGGUGUGUGGGUUGCACGCAGCCCAUAUGAAUCAUUUAACAUUAUUAACUAGGUAACUGCAUUUCUAAUAGAAUGUGACUUUCAUGGAUAAUUCAAGGUAUAUUAGAGGUGAUCCGUAUGGAUAUAAAUAUGUAUGCUUGCAAUGUGAAUUUUUUGUUAUUAUAAUAACAAACGUAAGUAUCUGCGUAAUUGAGCUAAACGGUGCCUGAGUUUUGAAUAUGCCUUGUUUCAUGUUUUAGUUUAUAUUAUAAUUUCUAUUUUAGUAUGCAUUGCUGUUCGCCACGGUGGUCUAGCGGAUA